UUGCAGAUCUUGACAUCGCUAACAUCGGUAGCACAAGUUCCCGUAUCAUGUAAAAUCAGAGUUCUAGAUGACCCCUCAGAAACGCUCAAUCUUGUACGAGAAAUCGAAAAGUGCGGUGUGGCUGCACUUGCUGUACAUGGUAGGCGACGAGAUGAACGAGAUCCUCAUCCAUGUCGUAUCGAUGAGAUUCGUGAAGUGGCUAGAACUGUCAGCAUACCAGUGAUAGCGAACGGUGGUUCUGGCGAAAUAAAAUCGUAUGAGGACAUACUUGAUUUUCGGAAACAGACUGAAACAUCUUCUGUUAUGGUUGCUCGCCAGGCACUUUCAUGUCCUUCAGUAUUUCGACGUGAUGGAACUCUGUCUUUUGACAGAGACAUAGAGAACUUUUUGGAUUUGGUAAACAAUGCUUGCGAAUUUGAUGAAAAUUAUACGAUGACAAAAUAUGUCGUGCAACGGAUACUCGGCGGUAAACAGCUGGCAGUAAUCUGGAGAUCUGCCGAGCUUGGGGAAAAGAAGAUAAAUACGAGGAAUGCCGAAGAACACGAUUACGAAAGCAAUGCAAACGAUCUAACUCAGAAUUAA
This is a messenger RNA of Cylicostephanus goldi, 582 nucleotides long. Lineage: Eukaryota; Metazoa; Nematoda; Chromadorea; Rhabditida; Strongylidae. The record is from the annotation of a GenBank genome assembly.